CUGGGCGAAGAGCUCAGGACCGAGUUUGCACCUGUAUAUUAUGCGGACAGGGCAUCGACGACAGCGCUAGGCACGAAGACUCUCGGGAACUCUGCAAGCAGUGCCAGUGCCCACAAGAAGGGCGUUCAAGACGACGACUUUGACGCUUGGGAGUUGUACGGCGUCUAA
Sporothrix schenckii 1099-18 is the source of this 168-nucleotide messenger RNA. RefSeq lists its product as uncharacterized. The record is from RefSeq and is a predicted model, not a curated record. NCBI's taxonomy places the organism in Eukaryota, Fungi, Ascomycota, Sordariomycetes, Ophiostomatales, Ophiostomataceae. The transcript has a single exon.